Messenger RNA from Acaromyces ingoldii, 504 nucleotides. RefSeq lists its product as hypothetical. The transcript is spliced from 3 exons. The coding region runs from base 1 to 504 and encodes 167 amino acids. The record is from RefSeq and is a predicted model, not a curated record. Lineage: Eukaryota; Fungi; Basidiomycota; Exobasidiomycetes; Exobasidiales; Cryptobasidiaceae.
AUGCAUUGCCUCCGCUGGUGGUUGCCGCUUUUCAUCCUACCCUUGCCCGCCGCGUCGCCGUACCUGCUCCUGCUCUUUGUCCUUGCGUACGCCAUCAAGACAAAGCCUUGCGCCUACUGCUCCUUCAUCGUCGUAGGCCUCAUGAUCAGCACGGCCUCAUGGUACGAUUCCCGCAACCUCGUUCUGUCACCCACGUCUACCACCACCACCACGACUGCACCCCAAGCUGCUCCACCCGUGACGUGUCGCGCUUCCUGCCCAGCAGAGCCCGACCCAUUUCACCACCUGCUCGGCUCCGUCACGCCCGCGUGUGCAUUAUUCCCUCCUCCUCCUGCUUCUCGGUCCUCACGCCUGGCACAGCAGCGGAGAAAGAGGGGCAACCAGGCGAGCUACUACUGGCUGAGCGUCAGCCAUUUCGUCUGGAACUUUUGCGGCCACGUCGGCACAAAGAGAAGCAUCACCAGCAUCAGCAUGGUCGUUGUCACCAUCUUUGGCACCUGGUAG